Molecule: messenger RNA, 1672 nt
Organism: Drosophila busckii
Lineage: Eukaryota; Metazoa; Arthropoda; Insecta; Diptera; Drosophilidae
Gene: Cyp4ad1
Product: probable cytochrome P450 4ad1
Exons: 9
Coding region: 43-1599 (518 amino acids)
Molecular function (GO): oxidoreductase activity, acting on paired donors, with incorporation or reduction of molecular oxygen; iron ion binding; heme binding
Source: RefSeq, a predicted model, not a curated record
CGUGUUGAAAGGAUUACAAAACAGUUGAAAUUAAAGUUAAUAAUGUUUCUGCUAGCAGCGGCCAUCAUAUUGGCCACCAUUUUGGUGUUCAAGGGUGUAAGGAUAUUCAAUUAUCUGGACCAUAUGGCUGGCAUAAUGGAAAUGAUACCGGGUCCAACGCCUUAUCCGUUCGUCGGCAAUAUCUUUCAGUUUGGACUUAAGCCAGCGGAGUAUCCCAAGAAGAUAUUGCAAUAUUGCCGCAAAUACGAUUUUCAGGGCUACCGCUCAUUGGUAUUUCUGCAGUAUCAUAUAAUGCUGAGUGAUCCGGCGGAAAUACAGAACAUGCUGACGAGCUCCUCGCUGCAGUACAAAGAGCAUUUGUAUUCGUUUCUACGCCCUUGGCUUGGGGAUGGACUGCUAACCAGCUCGGGAGCACGUUGGCUAAAGCAUCAGAAGCUGUACGUGCCCGCCUUUGAGCCAGCCGCCGUUGAGGGUUAUUUGCGUGUGGUACAACGCACAGGAGCGCGCUUAGUGGAAAAGUUGGCCCAGCAGGCUGGCAGCCAGGAGUGCUUUGAUGCCCAAGAGCUGGUGGCAAAAUGCACGCUGGAUAUUGUAUGUGAAAAUUCCACAGGCGUAGCCAGCAAUGCCAUCAAUGACGAGCCCUCCAAUUUACAUAGCGCCAUCAAGGACCUCUGCGAUGUGGUGCAGGAGCGCACAUUUAGCAUUGUAAAGCGUUUCGAUGCACUUUUCCGACUAACUCCCCAUUAUAUGAAGCAGCGACGUGCCCUGAAGCUGCUGCGUAGUGAAAUUCGCCGCACCAUAGCUGAGCGCAAAACUGAGUUGGCUGAGGGUGAACAGCAGCAGCAGCAGCAAAAACCUUUUCUAAAUGUGCUGCUGGCUGCUCAGCUGGAUGGACGUGCGCUAAAGGAACGCGAAAUUGUCGAGGAGCUGUCCACGUUCAUUUUUACAGGUCAUGAUCCAGUAGCUUCCGCACUUAGCUUUACGCUUUAUACGCUCUCUCGACAUGCACAAAUACAACAGUUGGCCUUUGAAGAGCAGCAGCGCAUCUUUGGCAAGCAACUGCAUGCUGAGGCGGACUUGGCACAGCUGAAGCAGAUGUCUUACUUGGAGCUCAUUAUACGCGAAACCUUGCGCCUGUAUCCAUCAGUUCCAAUUAUAGCGCGCACCAAUCGCAAAUCAAUUGACAUUAAUGGCACCAAGGUUGCCAAGCGUACAACAGUCCUAAUGUGUUUGAUUGCCAUGGGCUACAACGAGCGUUACUUUGAGCAGCCCUGCGUCUUCCGUCCGGAGCGCUUCGAGCAGUCCAAUCUGAAUAGUGCGCUCGACACCUACAAGAGCGUGCCCUUUAGUGCUGGUCCCAGACGCUGCAUUGCUGAACAAUUCGCCAUGCAUGAGCUGAAGCUGCUGCUUUCAUUGAUUUUGCGUCGCUUUGAGAUUUUACCUGCAGCUGAUAACUUACCGCCUGGCAUUAAUGAUCAUAGCCGCGUCGAUUGUGUGCCCCAAAGCGAAUACGAUCCUAUACUAAAUAUACGUGUGACGCUCAAAUCCGAAAAUGGCAUACAAAUUAGACUUAGACAGCGCGCCACGUUCUCCAUUUAAACCGCACAAAUUUUAUUUAUUUACAAUAUACGAAAAUAAAUGUACUUAAUAUACCUAGCCCAGUUAAAAAUGC